AUGGCUGCAUCGAUAUAUGCAACCCCACCACCCGAUUUGAGUAGCGAGGACACAGCACUUAGUGAUGCAUCAAAUUCUUCCCACUUGAGUAACACAAGUUCUCAACAUAGUAGUUCGAAAAAUUCGACAUCACGUGAAGGAGCAUUAGGAGCGAAUGGAGAACGACGAGCAUCAUCAGGUGGCGGUGCUGGAGUAGGAGGAAGUAGUAAUAAAAAACAUCAUCAUCAUCAUCAUCAUAAGCGAAGUAUUGCUGAUGUUUUAAUGGGUCAUAAUCAAGCAUUGAUGGCACAAGCUCUCACAUCAUCGAGUUCAGCAUUAUUAGAUGCCCUACAAUUUGAUCAAUCGAAAAAGAGACGAAAACAAACAACACCUAUACGAUUGGCGGCGUUAAAUUUGAGUGCCAAAAUAGGAGCUGACCAACAGAAUAUGGAUAUUUCGGAACAGCAACAGCCAUUGGAUGGCGCCCAACACGAGCACAACAAUGGAAAUAUCAAAGAGGAAUUAAAUCAAGAAGAUGAAAUGAUACAAAAUGAAGAUUACGAAGAUAAGUUGACGAAAAUAUUUCUUCCAAAAUUGGUUGGACAAUUGAAUCCCUUCGAGCUAUUACAAAGAAACAUAUCACCACUGGAAAAUUUCCAGGAAACUACAAAACAAAAAUCUCCCGAAAGGGAAGAGAAAAAUCAGGAACAACAACAGCAGCAGCAACAACAACAAAUACAACAAGAACUAGAAAAACAGCAAAAACAACAGCAACAACAACAAGAACAAGAACAUCAAGACGCAAUGGCAAACUACUCUCAGAUAUUCUGCAAGGAAUGUGGUGAAAAUUUCGACUCUGAUUUGAGGUUAAGAUUUCACAUCAUGCAAGAACAUUCACCCAACCAACAACAAGACCAAAACAAGAGGAAUUUAUCAGACGAGCAACAAGCUUAUGAAAUGUUGUCAUCAGUUAAGGUGAAGCUUGAGAGAAAUGACGAAGACGAGAUGACAUCACCCAACAUGCAAGACAGUCGAAAUGCACAGAAGCCCGAUCAAUGGAUGUCAGCAAUGCCUGCUUUGGGAUUUCCGUUUCCUCCAGAAGCAGCAGCUGCUGCUUUUUCCAGUGGAUAUCUUUCACAACUUCCACUGCUGGGGGUUCCGUCGGGCUUUCCGUCCGUGGAUGGUCUGACUCGGCCGCCAUUGAGAAUAUUCAAUCCCGAGGCUUAUUGCGAUCUAUGCAACAAGGAGUUCUGCAAUAAGUACUUCCUGAAGACACACAAGGCCAAUAAACAUGGAAUAUAUGACCCCACUUGCACUUCCACAGAUUCUGGGAUGACAAAUGCUCCAUCCAUGGGAGCCAUGAGUCAAGUGUUCCAUCUUCAAUUGCAACAACAGCAGCAACAGCAAAUGGAACAAGCGGCACAGUUUCAAGCUGCGCAACAGCAGCAACAGCAACAACAACAGCAACAACAACAACAACAGCAACAACAACAACAGCAACAACAAUUGCAACCACAACAGUUGCAGCCACAACAGAUAGUUCCACCAGCUCCCAUGAUUCCGUGCGAUGUUUGCUCGAAAAAAUUCACCAACAUUUUUGCCAUGAAGCGACAUCGCACCAAAGCUCAUGAAGUUCCACCACCAACUUCGGUUAAUCCCUCAAAUAUAACCACCACCACAACCGUCUCCACUGCCAGUUCAAGUCCACAAGAAAUGAAAUACGAUAUCGAGACUACUCCCACGGCACAAGGGAAUUCCAAUGAAAAGAUAAACAUACCGGAGAAGGAGACUUCAGCGACCACCCCCUUAUCGGGUAAUCUCCAUUUGCCAGAGGGCUUUAGAGAGGACUUUUCAGUUGAACAAGAAGAUGUUUCCUUUACUCCACAGCCUCGUAAGCUUUCACCCUCAUCACAGCAGCAAGCACGGGAGUCGAAUUUCUCCUACGACAAGCUUAAGCGAUUAGGAGUACUAAAUCCGGAGGCAUUUUGCGAUCUCUGCUGCAAGGAGUAUUGCAAUAAGUAUUUCCUAAGGACACACAAAUGGAAGCGGCAUGGCAUCUUCGUGCCACCAGACGAUUCCAAGGAUGAUAUAAAAAUGCAGUGGCCGUUCUUUGCCAUGCAAACAACGCCACUGAACCUGAUGAUGGCCAAUGAAAAGUUCAUGGAGCGAAAGGUUCUCUCUUCCUUGGAGGGUGAGAAGGAUUCAGCAAAACGGCAGAAGUUCGACACUGAUAUGAAGCCGCAGAAUGGGGAAACCGAGAACGAAAAUGGUCAAUCGCCACCAAACGAACCAACGGAACAAGCGACACAACAGCAAACUGACUCAGAAGCUGUGGGCCUGAACCUGCAGAAGCUGCAAUCCAUGAUUAUGCAGCUGAACGACCUAAACUGCAAGCGACCAGUUCCGUGCAAUUUCUGUGGGAAGGAAAUGGAGAACCAAUACGUUCUGCAUGCCCACAUAGCAACAGAACACUCUAUGAUGGACAACAACAAUGGCAGCAACCCUCCUCCAUUUAUGGGAAUAAAGCUAUCGCCUUCCUCGUCUCCAUCAUCAGCUAUGGCUGGAAUGUCUAGCGAAGUCUGCAAGCAGUGUGAUAAGGAAUUCUCAAAUCUUUUCGAAUUAAAACAACAUAUCGCCGAGGCUCACCAUUUUACCGGGAGUCUCAGCAAUAACAGCCCGCUGCGGGAUGGCUUUGUCACCCCCGAGCGACCGAUAAACGCGAGCUCCAGUGGUCCAACGACUCCGGUAGUUGGCGCUGGCCAAAUCGAUAGAACCCGAGCCCCAUACACCAUCACACCAACUAGCAGUUAUUGUGAGAUCUGCAACAAGGAACUCUGUAACAAGUACUUCAUGAAGACGCACAUGCAACGCAUGCACGGUAUUGAGAUUGAAAAUGGCGCCCAAAUUGGGGGAGUAGUUUGCAACAUUUGCAACAAAGAACUCUGCAGCAAGUACUUUUUGCGAGUCCACAAGCACAACACACAUGGCAUCGUCGACGAAGGCUCUCCUCUACCCCAGUCACGGCAAAGCAAUGGCAUGGAGCUCCCGCAAGAACAACCUGACAUGGUCAACAAUUCCUUCCUCGGUGAAUCCAAGGCCGAUCUGGCAGGAGUGGACUUCAACACCAGGUAUUUCACCCACUACACCGAGGUGUGUCCACUUUGCAGUCGUCGUUUCCGCAGUGCAAAAUGGCUCCGUGCUCAUUUGAUGAGUGAUCAUGGGCCGUCUGGAGUGGAGAAACUUCGUGAAAUGGAAUUGCAGCUUGGAGCUGCAUUCAGUAAACCCACAAGUCCAACUCUGAAAAUUCCAAACGGCAACAGUCUCCCCCAGCAAAACCCCCUCAACAAUAUCAAUCCAAAUCUCCUUGUGAAGAAUCCCUUCCCAGCACUCUUUGGUGCAGAGAAUCCGCUGCAAUCGCCCCGAUUCAAGGAAUAUCAAUGUUCGCUUUGCUCAUUUUCCACGCCAUACUAUGCGUUCUUAUUCAUUCACGAGCGAUCACACUCCAUUUUAAGUGGAACAUCGUCGGCUCCAUCCGUACCACCCUCAUCGCCACCCAAUGCUCCCAUCAAGUCCGAAACAGCGGUCUCAAUAGCCAAGGAGAAUUCCAUCGCCGCUGAUGCAGAUGCGAAUAACCAAACGACAAGUCCAACCACAAAACCUGCUGUGUCCUCGUCGUCCUCAUCGUCAUCAUCGACGUCUUCGGGGGGAACUCCGACAACAACGCCAGCCUCAACACCGGUACCGCAAACACCCCAAGAAACAGCCAAACGAGACUCAACGGUGAUGGCUGUAACUGUGGCGGUAAGCCCGAAAACCAAUCAGGCUACUUCUCUGCCCGCAAUAGUAACAUCAUUGGCAACAUCGACUACAGCAACAACAACAGCAACUUCAUCAUCCACAUCAUCACACUCCCCAACACCAGCUUCAUAUAAUUUCGAUGUUAAUGUCCUUCAAGAAGUUGCAAAUAGAUCCAGCAGACCGGUAGCUUACGCCAUACCACAGGAUCCAAACGGAUCCUUUGUUGCAGGCAGCGAAUUGAUGCAGUCUUUUUAUGUUCAAGAGAACCCAACACCAGAGGGUAACAACGAUGGAUCGAACAGGUUUGUCCCAGCUCUUAUUUAUUUACCAGUUAGGGAACGUAUUUCAGGUCCAAUAACUGUGUCAUUUACUUUGACACCAGCAUAAAUUUCUAUAGUUUUUAUUUUUAUGUUCAAC
Molecule: messenger RNA, 4194 nt
Organism: Eupeodes corollae
Lineage: Eukaryota; Metazoa; Arthropoda; Insecta; Diptera; Syrphidae
Exons: 1
Coding region: 1-4164 (1387 amino acids)
Source: RefSeq, a predicted model, not a curated record